UCUCCUGCUUCUCCUCCCGUCGGAACUGUCGUCCUGUGUUUGUGACGCGGCCUUUACUCUUUCUUUUGUUUUGGUGCUGGAGUUGACUUGCCAUCGUUGUGCCGUCCUCUGCACGUCCAGUCACGCCUGACUCCUAGCUUGUUCAUCUUGACACUCCUUCCGUCAAACAUCAUCAACAGCCUCGAUCACCUCAUUACUCUGCACGCCAGACGAACGUUUCUGCCCCUGAGACUCUGCUCUUUUCAUAUCCACAAACUCUUUGGCCGGCCCCAGAGUUUUGUAUUCUCUUCCCCAAGCGUCAUUUGCCUUGACAAACAUAUAUACACAUACUCCCUUUAAUCCGUUCAGUCGUCUGAAACUUUUCAUCAAUAACAAGAGGCCACCGACUAGCCGCCUUAGCAAUGGCAACCAUCGCCAAUUCCCACCAGAAGGACGAGUGGGAGGACUGGGAAGACGAGGAUGACUGCAAAGUGACCACGUCGACCUCACCAGACGCUCACCACAGCACUAUCACCCCCAUCCCCAACUCGGAGGAUACAACUACGCUCCGUGGUCCUCAGAGCCGAUACUCAGUCCAACGCCCCUCUCGUAUCAAAUCCAAGGGCCGCCAGAAGGCCCAGAACGCAAAAGCUGGCAUCAAGCUCGUCACUGACAUGUCAAAGUUCAGAAGACCAGCAGCAUCGGGCCCCAAGUCGGCUUUGGCUAGCGCUCGGGAGGACAAGCGCGGCAAAUUCGUAGACACUGCUGCCCUUCUUGCCCUCGAAGGAGAGCCGACCUCGGCCUCUAUUGGCAGCUUCUCGUGGCUCAAGAAGAAGCAAGGCUAUUCCCGGUUCAACAAGAGCGUCAAGAAGCACGGCCGUGGCCCGUCAGCAGAUCUGUCUCCUGCUGAAAGACCCAUUGUGAUUGGCAUCGCGGUGCCCGAAAACAACGCAGCAUCCCAUCAAGUCAGUCCAUGGACUGCUGUCUUGGAGACACCAGCCAACAUGUUCGGCGCCUCACAUAUUCCGGGCCAGCAGAGCCAGGCCCAUUCGAAUUCUUCACCACAACAACUGCGCUCCGUGUGGUCGCCGGACACAGAAGCCAGCAUUUCUCCUCAACAGGGUCUCCAGACCUUUCCUCCGAUUGCUGCUGCUCAAGGGCCAGGCACGGCACCACCGCUGCCGGCCACCAGCCGAUUGAAGCAGACAGGGGAUGCUGCAGUGACUGAGGAUGAUGAUCUCGACACCCCAUGUACUCUGUUUGAGGAGGACGGCAGUCCGCUAGCCACAAGAAAGUCUCUCCGGCCACCAGUGACGGCGAUGACUCCGGACAGUGCCGCGUCCAGGUCGCAUGGCUGGUGGGAUCACGUUACAACCCCCUUUUCUGCAAAGACUCCUCACGACCUCACGUCCACCACUUCGCCUUCCACAGAGCAAUGGUGGAAACACUCGAAUGAGAAGAACGCAGAAACGUCUGGUUCAUCAGCAAUCCCAGCCCGGAUCGUUGAGGUCCAGCAGUCUGAGAAGAUUGCCCCUAUCUCUACCAGUCACUUGACGCAACGCAAUGCCGAGAGCACAGCCGAAAAGGCACCGACAUCAUCAGCCAGCAACACUGCCGCUUUUGCACCCGAGCUUCCUCCACCUUACUCGCCUCCGAAAGAGCAGGUCAAGUAUGGCGUCGUGCUACCACCUGCACAGCUCUUCCCUCAACAAGCACGCGUGGCAUCGCCACGGCCGUCGACACCGGGGCUGCCUGGAACGAUGACCUCCCAGGGUUCGGUCGGUCUUUCCGAUGUUCCGCUUACUCCUGCUGCUCUCGGUCAUACGGCACUUCCAGACCGUGCGCCCGGCAGCCUGCCAGGCGAUCACUUCCUCGAGGCCCGCGGACGCGCCAACAAGACCGAGCGGCAAAGGCGACGCCACGAGAAGGAAGAUGUGGUUGCAAGGAAGGUCGGCGGCUUCUGGCGAGGCCGUGGCUGCAUGCCUGAGAAUGGUUGCAUGGGUCGUACGGGCCGUGAAGGCCGCCAGCGACGACGGAUCUGCCUGGGUGUCAUUGGUGGUCUCCUGGCGCUCGUCAUUCUCGCCAUCGUGCUGGCUGUAGUUCUCACUCGGAAGGCCAUCGUUACGCACACAGAAGAGCCGGUUUCUGUCUUCCUCAACUUGACCAACUUCCCUCCCAUGCCGACGGGUGUGCUCACCAUGUCCGGUCCGGACAACACUGUGGCGUUCUCGGAUUGCAUGCACCAAGGGACACCGAAGACGUCAUGGAGUUGCUCCCUUCCAAAGGAGGAGCACGCUUCUGUUGCUCCAUUCGCCGCGAAUCAGCCCGAGUUCAUCUUCCAAGUCCAAUUCGAUAACCACACACAAGCCUCCUGGAGUGUACCCGACGGUGCAGAUCCCGUUACCAUGGGAUUCUCACCGAGCCCAGCGCCGCCCAAGUUCAAGGACAUGGAUUUCCUCGGCAAUACUACCGACCGUAUCGUCUCCGAGAAGAAGGCUGGAGAGGCGACGCCGUUCUACAUCAGUCUUCUCCAUUCUGUGAACGAGACCGUAGGACCCAAUGUACUGGCCCGCCGCCAAGGUUUCAACAAUCAAAUUGGCUCAGGCGGCGACAACGGCACAGCCGACUUUGACAUUGCCGACCAGCUUCCCAGACCUGGGCUGAAAGCAGAUGGCACCAUUGCGCCUGCCCAUCUCUUCCCUCGUCCGGUCCAGCAGCCAAUUCGCCUGUUUGACCGUGGCCUGCCAACCGAGCACUACGGCUUCUAUACAUACUUCAACAAGACCAUCUUCAUGAACGACAAAGUCAGAGCAAGCCCGUUGGACCGCGAUGGCGGCGCGCCUCGGGAGGACGCGAACUAUCUCGUGGUAUUUGGUCAGGCGCGCUUCCUCGUACAGAUCUGGACGCGCAAGGAGAACACGACACAGCUGCUCGGGAACGGCACGACGCCGGGGACAGAGGGGGCAUCGAUCUUCUCCAAGCCAGGCACGAUGCCGUACCCUGUGACAGUGACUGAGGAUAUGCACGGAGGUGACCCGACCCAGAAGAUCGACUACUACUGGGGGCUGACGGAGGACAAGCACGUCAAUACCACGGACGCCAAGUUGAUUAUAGCCGAUCGUGGCUUUGGCGGUGGGCUCGUCAACCCUAUGGCUCAGCGCGAUCCUUCGAUUGGUGGGAUUGAUGGAGGGACGGGCGGUUGUCGGUGCGAGUGGGUGAACUUCAAGAAAUAAUUCGUGUCUUUUCGUCAACCCAUAUACGCGACACGACAAAUGCACCCUGAGAUGACAGCAAAUGAAGAUAUGAGGUCGUCUUUCGAGAACACCGACUAGUUCGACACACUCACGCGAGCCGUUCUUCGACGUCGGGCGGCUAAGACGGGCAGGAAUGGUCAGAAGCCGCCACCAUGUUUUACCAAUUGUAUAGUUACGCAUUUGUUUUCACACAAUUCUUACAAAAAAGCAUACACGCGGCU
Microdochium trichocladiopsis is the source of this 3454-nucleotide messenger RNA. RefSeq lists its product as uncharacterized. The record is from RefSeq and is a predicted model, not a curated record. Lineage: Eukaryota; Fungi; Ascomycota; Sordariomycetes; Xylariales; Microdochiaceae. Bases 402 to 3212 code for a protein of 936 amino acids. The transcript has a single exon.